This is a messenger RNA of Hibiscus syriacus, 845 nucleotides long. Its product is annotated as ATP synthase subunit alpha, chloroplastic-like. Gene Ontology annotation, biological process: proton transmembrane transport; proton motive force-driven ATP synthesis. The coding region runs from base 414 to 845 and encodes 143 amino acids. The record is from RefSeq and is a predicted model, not a curated record. Lineage: Eukaryota; Viridiplantae; Streptophyta; Magnoliopsida; Malvales; Malvaceae. The transcript has a single exon. Gene Ontology annotation, molecular function: proton-transporting ATP synthase activity, rotational mechanism; ADP binding; ATP binding.
GUUGCCAGGGGGCUAUUGAACGGCUGGAAAAGGCCCGGGCUCGCUUACGGAAAGUAGAAAUAGAGGCGGAUCAGUUUCGAGUGAAUGGAUACUCUGAGAUAGAACGAGAAAAAUUGAAUUUGAUUAAUUCAACUUAUAAGAUUUGGAACAAUUAGAAAAUUACAAAAUGAAACCAUUUAUUUGAACAACAAAGAGCGAUUAAUCAAGUCCGACAACGGGUUUUACAACAAGCUUUACAAGGAGCUCUAGGAACUCUGAAUAGUUCUUUAAACAACGAGUUACAUUUACGUACCAUUAGCGCUAAUAUUGGCUUGUUUGGGGUGAUGAAAGAAAUAACUGAUUAGCCCUUUUUUUACCUUUUACUUAUUGUAGGCAUUAUUUUUUUUCUUCCAAAAAAAAAUUAGGAAAUAGUCAUGGUAACUAUUAGAGCCGACGAAAUUAGUAAUAUUAUCCGUGAACGUAUUGAGCAAUAUAAUAGAGAAGUAAAGAUUGUAAAUACUGGUACCGUACUUCAAGUGCGCGACGGCAUUGCUUGUAUUCAUGGUCUUGAUGAAGUAAUGGCAGGUGAAUUAGUAGAAUUUGAAGAAGGUACAAUAGGGAUUGCCCUGAACUUGGAAUCAAAUAAUGUUGGUGUUAUAUUAAUGGGUGACGGUUUGAUGAUACAAGAGGGAAGUUCUGUAAAAGCAACAAGAAAAAUUGCUCAGAUACCAGUGAGUGAAGCUUAUUUGGGUCGUGUUAUAAAUGCCCUGGCUAAGCCUAUUGACGGUCGGGGUGAAAUUUCAGCUUAUUUAGUGAGUGAAGCUUAUUUGGGUCGUGUUAUAAAUGCUCGAGAAAAAAAUGAUUAA